CAUUAUUCUCCACCUACCGGAUUUGAGCGCCAAUGUCUUCCAAUUAGGAGGCGGCUUCUCAGAGUGAAUUUCCCGCCACGCUACAAACCCCGCCAACUGAACUCGAAAGACUGAAAGGAGUCCGACGAAUACAGACGAUAUUUCCAUUGUUGACUCAUUGUUCCAGAGGCUUUCAGUUUAAAGUAAACAAGAGUGUUUUGACAGCUAUGUGGAUUCAGGUGCGUACAAUGGAUGGCCGAGACACUCGUCGUAUUGAUUCUUUGUCAAAAUUAACUAAAGUGGAAGAUCUAAGGGCGAGGAUUCAGCAAAUAUUUGGGGUGGCAUUGGAGAGUCAGCGUCUCUUCUACAGAGGAAAGCAGAUGGAAAAUGGACACACACUAUUUGAUUACAGCGUUGGUUUGAAUGAUAUUGUUCAGCUGUUAGUACGUCAGAUUCCUGAUUCUGUUCCCACAAAGGAUAAAGAGUGUGGGAUUUCUGAUGCGGAUUCUGGUUGUGGUUCUGGACAGGGUGAAUCUGAUAAGAAUUCCAGUUGUGGUGAGGGUGCGACGGAUGUAGAUGGACAGCCUGCUGGCAUAAAUAGUGAAAAUGUAGGACCUAGCCUGUAUAAGAAAAAUGACUUAGUGGAUGCUCGAGAUCUUAACAUGGGUGCUUGGUUUGAGGCUCAAAUUGUAAGUGUCUCAAAGAGAGUGAAUCCUGAUGGGAUGUCAGCUGAAAUCUUGGACACAUCUGCAGCUUCUGAUGACAUAAUCUAUCAUGUGAAAUAUGAGGAUUAUCCUGAAAAUGGAGUUGUGCAGUUAACUUAUAAGGAUGUGCGGUUGCGAGCACGCACCACACUACCAUGGCAUGAUCUUAAAGUUGGUCAGGUGGUCAUGGUAAAUUAUAAUCCAGAUGAGCCGAAAGAGAGAGGAUACUGGUAUGAUGCAGAAAUACUGCGGAAACGUGAGACCAGAACAAUUAAAGAAAUUUAUGUCAAGGUGUUACUGGGGGAUGCUGGUGAUUCCCUUAAUGACUGUAGAAUACGGUUUGUUGAUGAAAUUUACAAAAUAGAAGAGCCGGGAUCUGCAUAUAUUACCACAGAGAGUCCUCAAAAACGUCAAAAUGGUCCAGAGUGUAAACACUGCAAGGACAACCCAAAGAGAGCCUGCCGGAUGUGUGCAUGUUAUGUUUGUGGAGGCAAACAGGACCCUGAAAAACAACUACUUUGUGAUGAGUGUGACAUGGCAUUCCAUAUUUACUGCCUUAAACCCCCAUUGUCUGCCAUACCACAGGAUGAAGACUGGUACUGUCCAGACUGCAGAAAUGAUGCAAGCGAAGUGGUUCUAGCUGGUGAGAAGUUGAAAGAAAGCAAAAAGAAAGCCAAAAUGGCAUCUGCUAGCUCCUCAUCGCAGAGAGAUUGGGGCAAGGGAAUGGCAUGCGUAGGACGCUCCCGAGAAUGCACAAUUGUUCCAUCUAAUCAUUAUGGUCCAAUCCCUGGAGUACCUGUUGGAACACUAUGGAAAUUUAGAGUUCAAGUGAGUGAAUCUGGAGUACACAGGCCACACGUGGCUGGUAUACAUGGAAGAAGCAAUGAUGGCUCAUAUUCGUUGGUGCUGGCUGGAGGCUAUGAAGAUGAUGUGGAUAAUGGAAGUGAGUUUACUUAUACUGGCAGUGGUGGUCGGGACCUUUCUGGAAACAAGCGAACAGCGGAACAGUCUUGUGACCAGAAACUCACAAACAUGAACAGGGCUCUUGCUCUAAACUGCAGUGCACCUAUAAAUGAUAAAGAGGGAGCUGUUGCUAAGGAUUGGCGAGCAGGCAAACCAGUUCGUGUAGUGCGUAAUACAAAGGGUAAAAAACACAGUAAAUAUGCUCCAGAGGAUGGUAAUCGCUAUGAUGGCAUCUAUAAGGUAGUAAAAUACUGGCCAGAAAAAGGUAAAUCUGGGUUUUUGGUAUGGCGAUACCUCCUAAGGAGAGAUGAUGAAGAACCUGCACCCUGGUCAAAGGAAGGCAAGGAAAGGAUUAAAAAACUAGGUCUAGUCAUGCAGUAUCCUGAUGGUUACCUGGAAUCUCUUGCUAGCAAAGAGCGAGAAAAAGAAAACAAGACAGAAGAUGAGCUGAGCGAGUCACCUAGCAAAGGGAAAAGGAAGCGAAACUCUGGUAGUGGACUGUCCGAUGCCAAAAGCACUCCAAAGAAAACAAAAGUGGAGUCCUACAAACUAAGCCUGGAUCAGAAAACACUUAUAAAACAAGAUGACCUAAAUGCAAAGUUAUGGCGCGAAGUGAUGUCAUUUCUGAAAGAAGGCCCUAAGUUUUUGAGCAAGGUGGAAGAAACAUUCCUGUGCAUCUGCUGUCAAGAAGUGGUAUAUGAACCUAUUACAACUGAAUGCCAUCAUAAUAUCUGCAAGGGGUGUCUUGACCGUUCUUUCAAAGCAUUGGUCCAUAACUGCCCUGCUUGCCGGCAUGAUCUGGGAAAAAACUACUCGCUAAACGUGAACAAACCACUGCAAGCUAUCCUCAGCCAGUUGUUUCCAGGCUACGAGAGAGGCCGGUGAUUAAGCAUGCAUUUCCAGAACAUUUGCAAUAACUUUUUGGGCUUUUGCUUGUUUAUCAAGACAAGUUAUAACUAGUAGUUUAGAAUGAAAUUCAAAAUGGCUGUGCUAGGGGUUACAACAUAAAAUGAUUUGCUAUCCUGUAUUUUAAGUUUGUAUUAAUGUAUGUCUUGAUAACCAUACAUGGCCAUAAGGACUUACACAUGGGUAUUUUUUUUUAUGCAGUUACAAACUCAUGCUGAGAGCACAAAUGUAUUUGUUUAAAUGCAUCUGAAAAUUCAAGGGUUUUUUUUAGUCUGUUCCAAAUAUGAAAUUUAAAAAAAAAAAAAAAAAAACUCGAGGCACGUAUGCCAAAGACUCAAUUAGAUGAUGCAUUUAGGUGCUUUCACGUCAGCCAUAAGCUUUUGCUCAAUUUUUUUUUUUUUUUAAGAACUUAAUUAACCUUAUUGAAGCUGUUGCCUAGUCAAUUACUGGCCACACAUGGGAAUAGUCCUCUCGUACAUUUGGCAGACAAUAAUAUCUUUGAUCUGUGUUGUAGUGUGCAUCAUUGGCCUAUUAUGUUGUAGCUUGUUGUCUUCACAAUAGCAUGGCUUUUUGUAUACUGCAGCUAUUAACUCUCCAAAAUUAUUUUAGCCCAUUGGCAGGCCCUAUAAACCGGAUACCCUCUUUUGCAGAAUGGGUCACAAAAUGGUCACAUCUCUACAGUCUACUUCUACAAGAUGUUAUCCUUUAUGAACUAGAGAAAAUGAGAUUAAAUAGCCCAUUGUCACUACUGUAGAGCAACUUGGUACAAAAAGGGGCUAGAACUGUUCUAAUUUUUUUGCCCUAAUUAAAAGUGCUUUUAGCCCAAAUCUGUCACUGAAAUGUUAUGCAUUUCUCUUAAAUGUGAUUCAAGGUCAGUUUUAUAGAAACUGGUUGUGUAUCUCUUUAAAAAAAAAAAAAAAAUUGAGGCCUAAUAUUUAAAACCUUUUCAGAAGCUCUUGUUGGAACAACUAGGGCAUCUUUUUUUUUUUUUUUUUUUUUUUUCUGAGCUUUUAGGAUCAACAUGAGAAACUGAUGCUUGUUUGCAGCUAUUACAUCAUUCUGGGAAUGUGUUGCUGUAGACGGUGUAACUUGUUGGUUUUUUUUUUUGCGUGGAACUUUUAUUUUGUAAACCGUCAAAACUAAAUAAAGAUGUUUUAAGUGUCAUUA
Messenger RNA from Xenopus tropicalis (tropical clawed frog), 3719 nucleotides. RefSeq names its product ubiquitin-like with PHD and ring finger domains 1 (gene uhrf1). Gene Ontology annotation, biological process: chromatin organization; protein ubiquitination. Lineage: Eukaryota; Metazoa; Chordata; Amphibia; Anura; Pipidae. Gene Ontology annotation, cellular component: nucleus; chromosome. The coding region runs from base 207 to 2531 and encodes 774 amino acids. Gene Ontology annotation, molecular function: ubiquitin protein ligase activity; histone binding; ubiquitin-protein transferase activity. The record is from RefSeq and is a predicted model, not a curated record. The transcript is spliced from 17 exons.